AUGACGCCCACAGCUUUCGCGUACAAGAAUGAAUAUUCACAUUCUUCUCAAUACGAAAUUUCCAACCAAUUACCACCUGCACCAAUACAGCCAAUAUUUAGACCUUCUUUUGAAGCGAACGAUAAACAAGUUGCUACUAUUUACCAAAAUUGGGUACGAUUAAAUGACUCAAUUCCGCCGCCAGAAGCAAUGUUCCAUGAUUUUCUAGAGGUUGAUUAUUCUAAAUUCUACGAUUCUUCUCUUGAAUUUGAUCCUCAUCCAACAGAAUCAACAGAUAUUUUCUCAUCACAAGAAUUAGAUGAUUUAUUCACGUCGCUGACAAAAGUAGCGGCCGGAUGUGGAACAAGUGAUUGUGGUGACGAUGCAUUGGGAAGAGAGUUUCAAGAUGAUGGAAUUUGCGAGCUAUUGUUGGAUGUAAAUAAAAGAAAAGAGAUGGAAAAUGUGGAUAAAUUGGCGGAUGCUUUUGAUUCUUUCACGAUAGUUUAA
This is a messenger RNA of Ambispora gerdemannii, 486 nucleotides long. The record is from the annotation of a GenBank genome assembly. NCBI's taxonomy places the organism in Eukaryota, Fungi, Glomeromycota, Glomeromycetes, Archaeosporales, Ambisporaceae.